AUGGCCGUUAGUGAUAAGAAGUUCAAUGAAAUGAUGACCCACAAUAAAAUGCUUGAAAACCAAAUUUCUCAACUUGCUAAUGCUUUGAAAGAUCAUGCAAGCCCUUCUUCUUUACCUUCCCAAGUUCUUGAUCCCAAGAAACACGUGAAUGCUAUUGUUACAAGGAGUGGUAAGGUUCUUGAGGAGAGGUUACCUAGGAAGGGUGAGGAUAAGGAGAUUCCUAAGAAAGCCUUGGUUGAGAAUGAGGGGGAUAGGGCAUCAUUGGAUGAGGUUGUGGUUGAGACACCUAGAGAGGUGAGAGUAGAGAAAGAAAUUGUGAAACCCAAGCUCCCUUACCCACAAAAAUUCAUGAGACGCAAAUUGGAUGAACAAUUUGGGAGAUUCAUUGAUAUGCUAAAACAACUUCAUCUUUCUCUACCUUUUACCGAUGUUAUCAACCAAAUGCCAAAUUAUGCCAAAUUCCUCAAGGACAUUUUGAGUGGGAAAAGAACUUGUGAGGUUGUGGAGACUAUCAAUUUGACCGAAAAUUGUAGUGCUAUCAUCAUGAACAAAAUGCCUCCCAAAUUGAAAGACCCCGGAAACUUCUCCAUCCCUUGUGCCAUUAACAAGAUGCAAAUUGAUAAUGCCUUAUGUGACUUGGGAGCUAGUGUGAGCAUAAUUCCAUAUUCGGUUUAUCAAAUACUUGAGCUAGGGGAACUCUUACCUUCUAACAUUACAUUGCAAUUAGCCGAUAGGUCAAUUAAGUUUCAAAAGGUAAGGUAG
This is a messenger RNA of Chenopodium quinoa (quinoa), 762 nucleotides long. RefSeq lists its product as uncharacterized. The record is from RefSeq and is a predicted model, not a curated record. NCBI's taxonomy places the organism in Eukaryota, Viridiplantae, Streptophyta, Magnoliopsida, Caryophyllales, Amaranthaceae. The transcript has a single exon. The coding region runs from base 1 to 762 and encodes 253 amino acids.